Molecule: messenger RNA, 691 nt
Organism: Gryllus bimaculatus (two-spotted cricket)
Lineage: Eukaryota; Metazoa; Arthropoda; Insecta; Orthoptera; Gryllidae
Source: the annotation of a GenBank genome assembly
AUAUGCGUGCCGCCUGUAGGCCAGGACGGCUCGUCCACCCCUAUGCCGCAGUCGCCCGCAGGCGACGUGCGAGGGUUCAAUCGCUUGUGGGGCGACGACCCCGACGGCGCUCCCGCCCCCGCGGCCGCCCCCGCCCUCUCGCCCGGCGUCAGCGCCCUCGCCCGCGCCGACGGCGACUUCCACAAGUGGCGGCCCUUCGACGAGCGCUCCUUGUUUGCGACGUCAAACGGCGGAGAGAUGUCCUUGCCAACUGAUAGCAACGCUGAAGAAAGCACGAAAGGGCUCCCGCUGCACCUGCCCAAGCGCCAGCUGGAGCUCUUCCUGCGCAUCCAGAAGCAGCAGCGCGACGCAAUUGCCGCCAGCGUAAGUCAGAGCCAGACGUGUAACGAGGCGGUGGACAGAACGCAGGAGCAAGGUUGCUCUAGCGAUGAAGACGACACCUUGAGUAACAUAAUGGAGACCAUCACUAAAAAGGCAAUUAAACUAUAGUCAGGACAUCGUACAGAAGAAUGACGCAUGUCCGUCUGUCAGUAAAUCUUCACCAAAUCCGAGCUUACCCCUUGAAAUGCAAGAACUCCGAAAGAUCCAGAAAGACGAGUCGGUGAUCAAGCUGCUGUCCAGCAUUGAUCUGAAGAACAUCCUUGACACGGCCAGCGCCGCCUCAACGUCGACUGCGGGCCUUGUCACCAGG